Metschnikowia bicuspidata var. bicuspidata NRRL YB-4993 is the source of this 921-nucleotide messenger RNA. Its product is annotated as Smc5-Smc6 complex subunit. NCBI's taxonomy places the organism in Eukaryota, Fungi, Ascomycota, Pichiomycetes, Serinales, Metschnikowiaceae. The record is from RefSeq and is a predicted model, not a curated record. Gene Ontology annotation, cellular component: Smc5-Smc6 complex; nucleus. Gene Ontology annotation, biological process: DNA repair. The transcript has a single exon. The annotation marks the transcript as partial.
UAUGAAGAGUACAAGAAAGAGAUGCUAAAACUAGAAUCACUAGCGCACAAAGGGGAGGCAGGACAGUUGGUGCUUCAGAGAAUCAAGGAAUUGGAGACAUUGUUCUCGUCUGUCACAAACAGCGAGAUCAAGGAAUUAUCUAUGUAUAUGAAAGACUCAGAAGCAUUGCGUAAAACUACCGAGUUUGCAUCCACGAAUGCAGAACACAUUCGCUUUGGAGACCUCGGAGGAACACUUCCUCUUGAACACUAUCUUAAAGCUGUGAAACAAUACAUGAAUCCAGACAUUGCACAUGAGCAACAAGGAGAACCUGUCGGCAGAAGUGCCGAAGACAUGAAUGAAAGAUUUAACUCGUUUGAUUGGGAUAAGUUGGGGAACUGGUUCUAUCUGAGGGGACGUGUCCCUGUACCAUCUCACUUUCUAUGCGGUCCUCUAGCUACUCAGCGUAGGCGUAUAGCUACCCGCACAAGAACGAUUGAUGAUACAGUGUCAUCAGCCGCUAUAACUACAGCCAGGAAAGUUGAUGCAUCCGAACUAGAAAACGAUCCGGAGCAGAGUACUUCCCACAUGGUGCGUGCAUUGUACAAUGUGAUAAGGGAAAAAGAUCCCGAAACAAAAGUCAGUCUAUACCGGCUAUUUAUUAAUCCGCACUCUUUCAGCCAGUCUGUUGAGAAUCUCUUCUACAUAAGCUUCUUGGCCAGAGACGGGCGAAUCAGGAUUGACGAGGGUCCAGACAACGUGCCCUACGUGGAAAUUCCUGAUAAGGAUCAAGAUGAUGAUGAGGAUCAAGACGAAGAAAGCCUGCUUCUGCAUUACAUUGCCUCUCUAGAUCAAGCGUCUUGGAAUUGGCUUAUUGACCGAUAUAACAUCACUGAUUCAUAUGUCCCACAUCGAACACAGGAGGAGGAUAGGAUCAGCGAG